AUGUUCGCAUUUUAUUCAGAUUUAAUUGAUAAAAGUUAUUGUCCAUUUCCUAAACUUAACCCAUAGUAAAGCUAUCUAAAUGAUGUAUAUAUGAAUAAAGAAAACAUAAAGCAAUACAAAAGUAUAAAUGAUUAAUUGAUAAAUAGUUCCAUCUAAGAAAUACAAUGUCAUAACAGAUGAAUAAAGAAACUCAUUAAUCAAGAUGAUAACUGAGGAUGGAAUAUCUAUCAAAAAUGCUUCUGAAAAGUGUUCUAUAAAACUGUCAACGGCCAAAGCAAUACUGAAAGUAUAUAAAACUUAAGGAAGAGUAGGAAAAAAGUAAUGUAGAUAAAGGAAAGCAAGAACAAAAAGUAAAAUAGAGAAUGGAAGAAUUGAUUUAAUGAUGGAAAUAAGAAAGAAGUUGCCUAAGAUUGGAUUUAAGUAUAUAUUGAUAAAUAUAUAUAUAUUAGUUAAUACUUGUGUUUUGCUACUUAAUAAUAGUUUAGUAAGCCUGUUAAAGAAGAAUAAUAGUGAUUAUAUGUAUUCAGUUUUAUAAUGAGUAUGUUGGUUUUUUUCGCCAAUAAUUCCCUCUCCAAUUUAUUAUAAUCUUAUUUAAUGAGUAAUAUAUAGAUUGAAAAUAUUGAAUAUCCUGAAGAUGAUGAGUCAUUUGUUGAGUCAGAUGAUUCUGAAUUGAACCCAUUUUAGUUUGAGUUAGAUUAAUAGAAAUCAAAGGAUGAGAGAGUAGAGAUAAUGUAUCGGGCUUUGUUAAAGAAUAGAGAUAAUAUUCUUGAAGUGAUUUCAGAUGCAAAUCAUAACUUAAAAAAGUUAAGGAAAUAUGCAUCUGUAUUAUAGAAGGAACAUUAGAUCUUUAAUAUAUUAAAAAAAGCAUAUGAAGAUUUAAAGCAUAAAACAAUCAAUCAUGACUAACUUUUGAUUAGUUUAGAGAAAGGUUAUGAAAAAUAAAUUUAAGAAGUAUAUUAAAGAUUCUAUUCAAUUAGCUGUCAAAUGAAUUACAAUAAUUAAAUCAAUAAAUGAUUCAAUAAGCUCAAGAAUUUGAAAAGUAGGCUUGUUUGUAUAAAUAACAAUUAACAUAAAAAUAAGAGUAGUUAACACUAAAAGAAUAAGAGAUAAUAUUUAUAAAAAAUAAUGAACUUCAAUUAUCUGAUAAAUUAAAGAAUUCUUAAGCAGAAUUGGUUAAAUUAUAAAAAGAGUCCAAUGCCAUUAAAAAAAUAAAAACAUCUAAUUUCUUGAAUUUGAAUGAAAAAUCUGAUUUCCCCUUUUCUACAUUUGAAUUAGUCAUAGCAACUAAAAUUAAAACAUAAUUAGUAUCAUUUUUAAGUUCAAAAGACAUUGUAAAUUUGUGUUUAACAAAAAAAUCAAUAUAUUUUGCUUUAUGUUAAUUUAAAGUAGUAAUACCAUAAAUUAUCAGAUGUUCAACUAUUUAAUAUUAAUCAUAAAUGAAGUUGUUAACCAAACAAGUUGAUUUAUUCAAAAGAUUAUCAAAUGAUUGUCCAGAAUAAAUAGUUAAGACUUAAAUAAUAAAAUAUUUUGAUGCUAAUUUGAAUCCAAAUGAAUGGCUUGAUCCAAUUAUAAUAGAAGCUAAUAAUUUUGUAAAAGGUUCAUAAUUCUUGGGUAGACUAGAACAUAUUGAAAAUGCAGAUUCUACAGAUGGUUUAAAAACAUUUGUAUAAUCAAUGGCUACUCGUUCUUAAUAAACUUCUAAUCUAUUAAAAUCAGAUCCAUUUAAUUUAAGUUAAUUUACAGCUAAUUUAAUUAUUAAUUCAAAUGAUAGAGAAGCAUUUUAAAAAGAAAGAUAAAAUCAAUUAAAAAAAUUAAAAGCAAGUUAAUCUGAUGUUUAAGAGAAAAUAUUUAAUUUAGGAACUGCUGUUGCUGCAGAUGUAGGUCUAUUUGGAUUAUAUUUGGCAACAAUGUAAAGAAUUUUUGCAUCACUUUAUGUAUUUGGAAGUUAUAUUAAUAUUGAAUGUAGAUCACAAUCUUCUUUAAUUUAUUAUUUAGCUGAAUAACAUUGGUAAUUAAUUUAGAAAUAAACUAUAUUGGAAUCUAUGAUAUAAGAUAGAUAAUAGAGAAUUUAAAAUAAUAAUAAUGAGAUUAAAGCUUUAAAGUAUAAUCAUAACUAUAUUUUAGUGAAUAAACUAAAGGCUUGUAAGAUUUGAUUAAAACAUUAUAAGCAAGUAUUAAAGCUCAUAAAAUUGAGACUUUAAAUGAAUAAACUGAAAAAGCUAAGAUAAAAUAAGAGUUAUAAGAAACAAAGUAAUUGUUGUUCAGUUAUGGAAAAAACAUUAAAUUACUAGCACUUGAAAUAAGAGAACUAAGAAAGGUAAAUAAAGAAAUUGUGAUGUAAAAUAACAAAGCUGCUUCCCAAAUUUCAGAUCUGAAAUCUCAAGUAGCAUAAAUUUAAGUUUGAA
Messenger RNA from Paramecium pentaurelia, 2405 nucleotides. The record is from the annotation of a GenBank genome assembly. NCBI's taxonomy places the organism in Eukaryota, Ciliophora, Oligohymenophorea, Peniculida, Parameciidae.